Molecule: messenger RNA, 1582 nt
Organism: Colius striatus (speckled mousebird)
Lineage: Eukaryota; Metazoa; Chordata; Aves; Coliiformes; Coliidae
Gene: LRRC59
Product: leucine rich repeat containing 59
Exons: 7
Coding region: 120-1040 (306 amino acids)
Molecular function (GO): protein binding
Source: RefSeq, a predicted model, not a curated record
CGCUCGCGGACGUGGCCGCGGAAGUGUGUGGCGGCUCCGGGCCGGCCGCAGCGCUCCGCCCCCCCCUCCCCGCGACCCCUCCGCUUGGCUCUGGGGGGACCCCGGCGGCACCGGCGGCCAUGUCGCGGGGCGGCGGGAAGGGGCCGAGCCUGAAGGACAAGCUGGACGGUAACGAGCUGGACCUGAGCCUUUGCGACCUGAACGAAGUGCCGGUCCGGGAGCUGGCCGCUCUUCCGAAAGCUACUGUGCUGGAUUUGUCCUGCAACAACCUCAUUUCCUUGCCGUCAGAUUUCUGCAGUUUGAUGCACCUGGUGAAACUGGAUUUGAGUAAAAACCGGCUCCAACAGCUGCCCCUGGACUUCGGCCGCCUGGUCAAUCUGCAGCACCUGGACCUCCUCAACAACCGUUUGGUCACUCUGCCUGUCAGCUUUGCACAGCUCAAGAACCUGAAGUGGCUGGAUCUGAAGGACAAUCCCCUGGAUCCUGUCCUGGCUAAAGUAGCAGGCGACUGUCUGGAUGAAAAGCAGUGUAAACAGGCUGCUGUCAAGGUGCUGCAGCACAUGAAAGCGAUCCAGUCCGAGCAGGAUCGGCAACGGCAGCGGAAGCUCCAGGCAGAGCGAGAAAUGGAGAAGAAGCGUGAGGCAGAACAGCGAGCAAAGGAGGCUCAAGAGAGAGAGCUGAGGAAGCGGGAGAAGGCAGAGGAAAAGGAACGCAGACGACGGGAGUAUGACGCUCAGAAAGCUGCAAAGCAGGAGGUGGAGAAGAAAACUAAAAAGGAAACGGUGCAGACCCGAAAGCCUGCCUCCAGCUCUCGUGCCCCUCAGCCUCCCCGGCACAAAGCCUCCUGGUCGCGCUCGGUGCUGCGGGUCCUGCUCCUGGUGCUGCUGUGCCUCCUCUGUGCCCUGGCCGCCUGCAAGCUGACGGAGCUGCGCCACCAGCCUCUGUGCAUCAGCGUCAACACUCUCUACGAGGACGUGGUCGCCGCUCUGCAAAACCACAAAACCCUGCAGAACAUGCUACAACAGAACUCGCAGCAGUGAUUGUCCUGGACGGGCACUUGCUUCGUCAGCAUCUCCCUCCACCAUCUACACAGCCAGAAUUCCUAUGGAAUUGUGUUCUGAUGGAACUGCUUUCGAUCAGCCAGCACUGGUUUGCUGGUCCACUCCACGCAGAGUUAUUGUUCAGAUCAGCUUUGCUGUGCAUGUUUUGCAGUUGGCCUGUAACUCCCAUUAUUUGCCCUCGUUCCCCUAAACUUGUUAAACUUGCCUCCAAGGGAUGGUUACCUAGAUUGUGAGAUGCAGAAAGCUGCCAGGCUGUAGGAGCAGAACAGACAAGCCCUUGUGUUAUCGGGGUAGCUGAGCUCAGACCUGGAGGUACAAGGUUUUUAAUACAUGCCCAUUCCUUGCUCUCAUUUCUAUUCCUGCUAAAAUCAGUGAUACAGCUGUAUGGGAAUGAUACAUUCAGGCCUUCUCCAGGGCCAAUUACCAGGUGUAGGAUGGCUGCGUGUCUGUGUGUCGGAGUGAAGAAGCUGAUGUACUAUGGAAAGGAGCUGAAAAUUUUCAAUACAAGAGUUUUCACAGCA